Messenger RNA from Salvelinus namaycush (lake trout), 599 nucleotides. RefSeq names its product peptidyl-prolyl cis-trans isomerase C-like. Bases 1 to 579 code for a protein of 192 amino acids. Gene Ontology annotation, biological process: protein peptidyl-prolyl isomerization; protein folding. The record is from RefSeq and is a predicted model, not a curated record. NCBI's taxonomy places the organism in Eukaryota, Metazoa, Chordata, Actinopteri, Salmoniformes, Salmonidae. Gene Ontology annotation, molecular function: peptidyl-prolyl cis-trans isomerase activity. Gene Ontology annotation, cellular component: intracellular membrane-bounded organelle. The transcript has 6 exons.
AUGGAUGAAAACGUCGGAUGUAUUAGAGGAAGGGUUGGACCUAAAGUGACCGAAAAGGUGUUCUUUGACAUCACUGUGGCAGGUCAUGAAGUUGGCCGGAUCGUGAUUGGCCUGUUUGGAGAUGUUGUUCCCCUGACUGUGAAUAACUUUGUGGCUCUUGCCACAGGGGAGAAAGGAUAUGGCUACAAAGGAAGUACGUUUCACCGGGUGAUCAAGGACUUCAUGAUCCAAGGAGGUGACUUCACAGCUGGAGAUGGAAAUGGAGGUAGAAGCAUUUACGGGAACCAAUUUGCUGAUGAGAACUUCAAGCUGAAGCACAUGGGAGCAGGUUGGGUCAGCAUGGCCAACGCGGGCCCAGACACCAAUGGCUCUCAGUUCUUCAUCACUGCGUCCAGGGCUCCUUGGCUGGACGGGAAGCACGUGGUGUUUGGGAAGAUCCUGGAGGGCAUGUCUGUGGUUCACACCAUCGAGCUCCAAGACACAAAUGACCGGAACCUGCCCUACACAGAGUGUGUCAUUGUCAACAGUGGGAAGAUAGAAGUCAAAGAGCCAUUUAUUGUGGAUGUGGAGGGUUGGUAGGGUUAUCACUAUGCGUGUUA